Messenger RNA from Periophthalmus magnuspinnatus, 1303 nucleotides. Its product is annotated as aldo-keto reductase family 1 member D1-like. Gene Ontology annotation, molecular function: aldose reductase (NADPH) activity; Delta4-3-oxosteroid 5beta-reductase activity. The record is from RefSeq and is a predicted model, not a curated record. The transcript has 9 exons. The coding region runs from base 55 to 1035 and encodes 326 amino acids. NCBI's taxonomy places the organism in Eukaryota, Metazoa, Chordata, Actinopteri, Gobiiformes, Gobiidae. Gene Ontology annotation, biological process: bile acid biosynthetic process. Gene Ontology annotation, cellular component: cytosol.
UAGCCUUAUCAAGACCAUGGUGUGACAGGACUUCACAUCACACGGACGUCCAGUAUGGAGCUAACAGCCGAGAGCCACUCUGUCCCUCUGAGCGACGGGAAUAACAUCCCACUGCUUGGACUUGGGACUUAUGCGAAUCCCCGCCAGACUCCUAAAGGAACGUCUUAUAACGCCGUGAAACUGGCGAUCGAAACGGGUUACAGACACAUCGAUGGAGCUAUGGUCUACUUCAACGAGGACGAGGUGGGGCAAGCCAUAAGAGACAAGAUUUCCGACGGGACGGUGAAACGAGAGGACGUAUUCUACUGCGGAAAACUGUGGAACACGUUUCAUCCUCCUCAUCUCGUUCGCCCGACGUUGGAAAAAACGUUGGAGUUGCUGAAGUUGGACUAUGUCGAUCUUUACAUUGUGGAGAUGCCCACUGCUUUCCAGCCUGGAGACACAUACUACCCCCGAGAUGAGAAUGGGAAGUAUAUUUAUCAUGAGACAGAUCUACGGGCCACAUGGGAGGCUCUGGAGGCGUGUAAAGACGACGGGCUGGUCAAAUCUCUCGGAGUGUCAAACUUUAACAAGAGGCAACUGGAGUUAAUCCUCACCAAACCUGGACUUAAGCACAAGCCGGUGUCAAAUCAGGUCGAAUGCCAUCCCUACUUCACUCAACCAAAGCUCCUGGAGUACUGUCGCCAGAACCAUAUUGUGAUAGUGGGAUACAGCCCCCUGGGGACGAGCAGAGACCCCACAUGGGUAAAUCUCAAAUGUCCCCCGAUGUUGGAAGAUGAGGUCCUUGUGUCCAUCGCUAAAAAGCACAAAAAGACCUCGGCUCAGGUGGCCCUCAGGUUCAACGUCCAGAGAGGAGUCGUGGUCAUCCCCAAAAGCUUCAACCCUGCUCGAAUAAAAGAAAACUUUGAGAUUUUUGAUUUCUGUCUUUCCGAGGAUGAGAUGAAGCAGAUCGAGGGUCUGAACAAGAACAUACGAUUUGUUGAGCUGCUCAUGUGGGCCGACCAUCCGGAGUAUCCAUUCCAUGACGACUACUGACCGUCCACGAGGUCAUCCCAGCACCACUUUGACUCCUGACAGAAAUCUAAAGGGAUUUUAUUUUCAAAUGUUGUUAUUUGGAAAAAAUACAACAGAUAAAAUAAUGUCGUGUUACAAUUGUCACAAGAAAUGAUGGCAUUUUCCCACUGAUUCCCAUUGUCCCGUCUCCAGCUUUAUGUACAGGCUAAACAAGCAAAAAACAGCACUUUACCUGUAUGUCGACUUUUUCAAGUGUAGAUUGAAUUAAAAUGACUUUUUUUGGUCCUGG